Molecule: messenger RNA, 1796 nt
Organism: Haemorhous mexicanus (house finch)
Lineage: Eukaryota; Metazoa; Chordata; Aves; Passeriformes; Fringillidae
Product: eukaryotic translation initiation factor 3 subunit C-like
Biological process (GO): translational initiation
Cellular component (GO): eukaryotic translation initiation factor 3 complex
Molecular function (GO): translation initiation factor binding; RNA binding; translation initiation factor activity
Source: RefSeq, a predicted model, not a curated record
AGUACGUGGAGCACCUGAAGGACGAGGGCCGCGUGUGCCGCAUCAUCGCGCGGCUGCAGCGUUACCUGCAGGGCAAGGGCAGCCCCGAGGAGCUGUGCCGCGUUUACCUGCGCCGCGUCCUCCACACCUACUACAAGUUCGACUACGGCGCCGCCCGCAGGAAGGGCCAGGUGAGGGACGGCCAGGUGAGGGACGGCCAGGUGAGGAAGGACGGCCAGGUGAAGGAGGACGGCAAGGAGAAGGAGGACGGCAAGGAGAAGGAGGACGGGCAGGAGAAGGAGGCCGGGCAGAAGGACGGACAGGUGGAGGACGGACAGGUGAAGGAGGAUGGACAGAAAGACGGACAGGUGAAGGAGGAUGGACAGGUGAAGGAGGACGGACAGGUGAAGGAGGAGGAGGAGGAAGAGGAGGAGGAUUCGGAGGCCUUGAUGGAGAGGUUGUGCAGGUUCGUGUACGCCAAGGACCGCACGGACCGGAUCCGCACCUGCGCCAUCCUGUGCCACAUCUACCACCACGCCCUGCACAGCCGCUGGUACCGCGCCCGCGACCUGAUGCUGAUGUCACACCUGCAGGACAACAUCCAGCACGCCGACCCACCUGUGCAGAUCCUCUACAACCGCACCAUGGUCCAGCUGGGCAUCUGCGCCUUCCGCCAGGGGCUGAUCAAGGACGCGCACAACGCCCUGCUGGACAUCCAGAGCUCCGGCCGCGCCAAGGAGCUCCUGGGCCAGGGCCUCCUCCUGCGCAGCCUCCAGGAGCGCAACGCCGAGCAGGAGAAGGUGGAGAAGCGCCGCCAGGUGCCCUUCCACAUGCACGUCAACCUGGAGCUGCUCGAGUGCGUCUACCUGGUGGCGGCCAUGCUGCUGGAGAUCCCCUACAUGGCGGCGCACGAGUUCGACGCCCGCCGCAGGAUGAUCAGCAAGCAGUUCCACCACCAGCUGCGCGUCGGGGAGAGGCAGCCGCUGCUCGGUCCCCCCGAGUCCAUGCGGGAGCACGUGGUGGCCGCCUCCAAGGCCAUGAAGACGGGCGACUGGCGCCGCUGCCAUCGCUUCGUGGUCAACGAGAAGAUGAACGGCAAAGUCUGGGACCUGUUCCCCGAGGCCGACCAGGUGCGCGCCAUGCUGGUCAGGAAGAUCCAGGAGGAGUCGCUGCGCACGUACCUGUUCACCUACAGCAGCGUCUACGACUCCAUCAGCAUGGAGACGCUGGCGGCCAUGUUUGAGCUGGACCUGCCCACGGUGCACGGCAUCAUCAGCAAGAUGAUCAUCAACGAGGAGCUGAUGGCCUCGCUGGACCAGCCCACGGCCACGGUGAUGAUGCACCGGACGGAGCCGACGGCCACGCAGAACCUGGCGCUGCAACUGGCCGAGAAGUUGGGGAACCUGGUGGAGAACAACGAGCGGGUGCUGGACCAGAGACAGGGAGCCUACGGGGGGUACUUCAGAGACCAGAAAGAUGGCGGAUACCGCAAGGGCGACGGGUACCUGCGGCGCGGCGGCUUCCGGCAGGAACGCAGCAACUACUGAGGCACACCUGGCCCGCAGAGACACACCUGGCCCACAGCGGGACCCUCACCUGCCCCAGAGAUCCAUCACCUGCCCCACAGAACCCUCACCUGUUCUGAAAAUCCCCACAGCUGGGCAAAGAGCCAUCACCUGCCCCACAGAGGCCUCACCUGCCCCACAGAGGCCUCACCUGCCCCACAGAGGCCUCACCUGCCCCAUAGGUCCCUCACCUGUUCCAUCGAGGGUCCCGCGGCUGGAAAUUAAUAAAUGAGUAAUUAAAGACUGCGUUAA